Molecule: messenger RNA, 446 nt
Organism: Moneuplotes crassus
Lineage: Eukaryota; Ciliophora; Spirotrichea; Euplotida; Euplotidae
Source: the annotation of a GenBank genome assembly
CGCAUGAGAGUCGGCCAAUAUUUCAUUACAAAUUUUCAAGGAAAUGAUACUUCCCAGUGCUCUGAGUUUGACAAUGUUAUCAUAAGUUUGUCCGAACAGCCAGUUGAUCCAAGAAUAGUUUUAUCCCCUCUUGUGUUUUAUUUUAUAAUAUUAGCAAUUCUUUUUGGAGCUAAUUAUUACUUGUUCCUGCUUAUCCUAAAAGAAUGGCAGAUAACGGAUAAAUUGUAUCAUUCCAUUAAGUCAAAAGCAACUCAAAAUGAAGUAUUGAUCGAAACCUCACAGCAUAUAAAUCCCUCUUCGGAAGAAAUCAGAGGAGUAUCUGGAAUAGUGCCUAGUGAUCUUCCCUCUAACAGGAAUUCUUCUUUGAUAGAUCAUCAACUGAUUAAAGAAUUUUAAGAGAGUUUCGGAUUUCCUUCCUAUUGAUUAUCUCAGUAAAAUGAUUUUGU